CUCUGGACCGGGUGCACCUGCUGGUUGCGGGGCUGUCUGCAGCCCAGGAAGCUGGCUGGGGCAAUGUCUUUCCUUUAAGACACUGCGCUUCCUACAGUAGCUUCGGCUUCUCUUUGCACCGGAACUUUCUCCCCUCUUGGUCAGACUGAGAUGUUGAUGGGCUGUUGCCUGGGUCUCCUGCAUGCGGCCAGCUGAGCAUCCUUUGACUCCAGUGCUUGUGCUUUGCCCUGGACUCCCGGAUCAGACUCCGCUGCCCUUUCUAGUCGAACAGGUUUUCCAAGCCGCAGCAGUUUCGGGGAGCUGCCGAUAUGGUUGGUCCCAGCUACGAAGGGGCAGUUGCAGCCACUCUGCAGGACAUGCUGGAGUAACUGUGUUUGACGGGACCCAUACCCUGUGAACUCUCCAAGGAUGAGAGUGUGUGCUAAGUGGGUGCUGCUGUCACACUGGCUGCUUCUGGCCUAUGUGCUAAUGGUCUGCUGUAAGCUGACGUCCGCCUCAAGCCAGCACCUCCGGGGACAUGCAGGCCACCACCUAAUCAAGCAGGGUACCUGUGAGGUGGUCGCCGUGCACCGCUGCUGCAAUAAGAACCGCAUAGAGGAACGCUCUCAAACUGUCAAAUGUUCCUGCUUCCCAGGCCAGGUGGCUGGCACAACUCGGGCACAGCCUUCUUGUGUUGAAGCUUCCAUUGUGAUUGAGAAGUGGUGGUGCCACAUGGAUCCUUGCUUGGAAGGAGAGGAUUGCAGAGUGCUUCCAGACUCCUCCGGUUGGUCCUGCAGCAGUGGCAAUAAAGUCAAAACCACCAAGGUGACACGGUAGCAGACAAGGAAGUGUCUGACCCUGAGGGGCAUCAGGAUGCAGAGCUGUGCUGUGUGGAUUGCCAGUCUAGUGAGAACUCAUCUUGGAUCUCAGAAAUUCACAACUGCAAUACAUGCAUCGUAAACAGUGGCAUUUACCCAACUGCCCCUGCUUUCUGCUUUGUGAUCUUAUCACACUGACCCACAACUACAAAUGGCUACUCAACUGACACAUUCUGAUCCCAAAAGGACAGAGCAGGAGACAUGCUGGAGGGGACCUAAGUGAGCAGCACUGGGGGAACCUGGCUCUUCACUUUCUGCCUUUCCCUGGAACAUGGACAGGAAGUCCAAUGAACCCCAUUUGCUCUUCUUUCAGAUAUGUCCUUUAGCCAUUAUACAGAAGGUAUGAAGAGACUCUAAAUGACAGAAGAUUUGGCUAACAUAUAUGUGUUGUAGAUUGAAGAACUCAAAUUAUCUGGUGCAGAAAACUUACUGUAUGAACCUUGGAGAAUGAAAGGACUCGUUAGGUUAUUGUGUAUGCAUUUGUAUUUUUUCCUUUUGAUAAUUUAACAUGUUUACCUUUUUAGUUCCAUUCCUACAUUUGCAGAGACACAGCAGAAACAUUUUAACCUUGGUGUGCCGUUAACUGAGUUCUAAGGGAAAUAAACUAACAGUAGAGUUUUAUAACCAAAGCUUUAUCAUGACAUUCACAAAGUAACAUAAUCAUGUUGGGGUUUUAUGACUUGGGUCUAAUCAGAUGGAAGAACCAUUUAAAAUAUAGGACAAUUUCUGUUUAGAGUAAGGGUGAUUUCUUAGAUUCACUUUAUGCCAAUUCUAUGGAAAUAUUUUUGUUAUCUCCUAGGAGCCUUUAAAGGCUAAAUAUUUACAUUCCAGAUGACGCUAGCCUAACAUGGUUCUUUCUAUCCCCGUUUGUCAGCUCUCUUACCUCUUUAAAUGUAAAUAAAACCUCAGCCAUUUCUCCUCCUGUUUUAAUGAUUUCAUAGAUACUGUCAUACAGAAACAUAAGAAACAAAGAAAAAUUGGCACAAGUUUGGAAAGCGAUAUUAUUUAUGUACAUGCUGUAAUGUGGGACUGAUUGUAUAUAUUAAGAAAUGUUGAAAAUAUACUUGCUGCACCA
This is a messenger RNA of Onychomys torridus (southern grasshopper mouse), 1932 nucleotides long. It is a transcript of the gene Tafa4, whose product is annotated as TAFA chemokine like family member 4. The transcript is spliced from 6 exons. NCBI's taxonomy places the organism in Eukaryota, Metazoa, Chordata, Mammalia, Rodentia, Cricetidae. Gene Ontology annotation, molecular function: receptor ligand activity. Bases 409 to 816 code for a protein of 135 amino acids. The record is from RefSeq and is a predicted model, not a curated record. Gene Ontology annotation, biological process: phagocytosis; macrophage chemotaxis.